Molecule: messenger RNA, 3449 nt
Organism: Colletes gigas
Lineage: Eukaryota; Metazoa; Arthropoda; Insecta; Hymenoptera; Colletidae
Exons: 2
Coding region: 252-1985 (577 amino acids)
Source: RefSeq, a predicted model, not a curated record
GGUAUGUAUAUAAAUGAUAAAGACUCUCCGCUCGACUCCCAAGCGCGCCCAGGUAUCCACGAGCACUGAGUCAGGUAGUCCCUUUUUAUGACUCACCUGGUAACGUAGAUCAUAGUACCUUUGCUUUGGGGUGGAACAAAUGAGUCAGAACAAUAGAAUAGAAGCUACUAUAGAAGCGUCACCAUCAUUCUGGAUUCAGUUUAGCUUCGGCUUUUGCGUAGGACGCAUCGUGAAUAUUCUACAGUUGCAAAAUGUCAUCGUAUCCAAAAGGUGAUCAUAACACAUCUGAAAGACGCCAAAAGCCACGGAAGAGAUCUUUCCAUGGGAAUCAGUUUACUAGCAAAGAUGCAAGUGAAACCGCGGGUCCGAGUGCUAGCGCGAAAAAACUUAGUACUGCUACGAGUGAAAACGUUCGCGUGAAUCCGUUACACUGUUAUCGUUUCAUUGAAUUUUUCACUGUAUUCACGGCGUUGUCUGAUAUCCUUAUUUGUGGGAGUUGCAAGCAGAACAUAAAAUUUGAAGAAACUGGAAUCAGAGGCCUUGGUUUUAAGAUUGUUGUCAAUUGCCGAUGUGGACGAAGAGAAAUAAAUUCAGGUCCCUUCAUCAAUACUGGUUUUGAAAUCAAUCGUAGAAUUGUGUUCGUCAUGCGUCUCUUAGGCAUAGGUAGACAGGGGUUAAAUACAUUCUGUAAUUAUAUGGAUAUCGGUAGCGGUUUGGCUGAAGAAAGUUACAAUAAAAUUUACAGUCAUAUCCAUGUGGCUUCGAAGAAAGUGUUUGAAUUUUGCUGUAGAAAAGCUGUAGAGGAGGAAAAGACAGAAAAUGAGCAACGCGAGAGACCACUACUGGAUUUAAAAGUAUCUGGUGACGGUAGUUGGAAAAAACGUGGCUUUAAAUCGUUGUUUGGCGUAACAACUCUCAUAGGGUAUUAUUCUGGAAAAGUCGUCGAUAUGAUGGUAAAAAGUAGUUAUUGUCAAGCGUGUAUAUAUUGGAAAAAUAAGCCUCAAAAUACAGUAGAAUACCAAGAGUGGAAAGAAGAACAUGAUGAAGAAAACUGUGCACAAAAUCACCAUGGCUCUUCGGGAAGCAUGGAGGUAGAAUCAAUCAAAGAGAUGUUUUCGAGAUCAGAAGAACUCUAUGGAGUGAAAUAUGGAAAUUACAUUGGUGAUGGUGAUUCCAAAACUUUCAAUGCAAUCCUGAAACUCAAUCCUUACGGCGAUGAGUUUCCAGUUUGCAAGAGCGAAUGUAUUUGCCACGUUCAGAAAAGAAUGGGGACUCGCCUGCGAAAUAUCAGGAAAAAAGAGAAACUAAGUGGCAAAGGAAAAUUGACCGAGGCUUUGUUGAAGAAACUUGCCACUUAUUACGGAUUGGCAAUUCGGAGAAAUAUUAACAGCGUGGAGGACAUGAAAAAGGCUAUAAUGGCCACAUUCCAUCAUCUGCAGUCUACAGACGAAAAUCCGCGACAUGAAAACUGCCCGGAGGGAGUCGACAGCUGGUGCAAUUGGCAGCAGGCUACAGCUCUCGGAACGGAGCCUGAGCCACAUCCACCCCCAUUACACCCGGAUGUACAAGAGCAUAUUCGUCCUAUAUAUGAAGAUCUAUCAAGAGAGGAUUUAUUGCAGAGAUGUUUAGGCGGUCAUACGCAGAAUGCAAACGAAAGUUUUAACUCGACCGUUUGGCUAUUCACUCCAAAACAUCUCCAUUCUGGGUACAAAGUAAUCGAGGUAGCGGCCUUUUUUGCUGCUAUUUUAUUCAACGAAGGAAAUUCAGCCCUACUCAUGGUCAUGAAUGAAUUACAAAUCGUAGUUGGCAGGCAGAGCUACGGAUAUGUUGAGCAAAUGGAUCAGAUUCGCGUGGCUCGGCAAAAUAGAAGAAACUCAUUAGAGACAAAAGCAGCUCGAACAGCUCGUAAAGAGGAAAUGCAAGCUGCAAAUGAGUUCCAUGAGGAAGAGGAAGGACUGCUGUAUGGUGCUGGAAUCGCUGAUUAAUCGAUGCUAAUUGCGAGCUGCACGAUUCCCGCAAGUCGACAACGACGAUGAGGACACGCCAAGGGACACAGCGGAUUACACCUUAACCGUUUGCGUACCACGAGCCACUUUCGCGCUCUUCAGAUUUUGUGUCGAGAAAAGCCAGGGCAUUUGGCCGAAACAGACAAUUGACGGUCCACCCGAUUAUUUACCGCAUUAAAUAUGACAAGCGCUAUCGCGCUCUUCGGCUUUUUUCGACACGUAACCGGAGGAGCGCUAUCGCGCUCUUCGGCUUUUUUCCACACAUAAUCGAAGGAGCGCGAUUGCGCUCCUUGGCGUUUUUCGAUCGUGUUUUUUCAAAACCCUCUGGUACGCAAACGGUUAAUACAAUGGAUGAAACAACUUGAAAAAAUUACCAGAGAUAUAUGAAAAUAUGAAAAAAUUAUUGUUUGAGUUGCGGAAAUUUCCGUUUUUUUUUUCGCAAUAAAAAAAAAUCCCAAAAAUCAUCUAAUUUUCGGUCUCCUAAAGUGGUUGCCCCCCUUAAGCACCGUGAAAUCAAAUUCAUCUUCACUUGAAUUUAUUUCAGUAUUACGUUCCAUGUUUUUAGGGAUCAAAAACUUUAACUUUAGUAGUCUCUCUGCCAUGACUGUCAGGUUCGAACUAAUGCCAAAAAUGCAGUCCAGUUCGUGGUUGCGGAGUAAUUUCAGAUAAGAAAGUCUUAUCUCCAUUUGAAGGGGUGUCAUUUUACACUUCAUAAGAUUAUACAGAAAGAGCGUAGGAACCCGCGUCGAAGAAACUAAACGUAAACAGUUACUGCCGCGCAUCGAGUUACCGCAGCAAACCAAGUGGUGAGCGAGAGGCACCUCUCCAGUUGCGGCACCAAACCACAUGGUGAGUGAGAAUCACCUCUCGAGUGCAAAGGAUUAAGUUUUUCAGGUUUUAUAUUUUCAUUUAGAAAUCGGAAGCCUUGUUUCCAAUAUUCCAUCCGUGACAAAUAUAUUUCCAUAAUUCCCGUUUCAACUUGUUGUUUUUGUCCCGGUAAGAUGUUCACUGCUGAUGGAUUCCACGGAUAUUAACCACAUUUCCGAAAUCCAUUAGAUAGAAUAGAUGCAGUUACAUUUUUGUCAAUCACUUCUUGGAGCAACUUCGGAAAAUCUUUUCUUUUUAAAACUGGGGCAUCAAGAUUGUUAAUUCUCCAUUCAUGUACUUUCUUUUUCCAGUUUUCUUUGAGUGUUCUAAAAACAGCAACAUCCAUGGGCUGUAUUAGAUAGGUUGCAUUAGGGUAAAGUGCCACCAAAAUAAUACCGUGAUUAUGACAAAAACUGGCUUGUUUGAAAGCUUAAACGUGAGUCAUGUUCAUCAAUAAAAAGAAUGACAGGUAACGUUGCUUUUGUUGCUACCAACCAUGGGUGAAAUAUAUCGACAGCGAACUCAAAGAACGCUUCACAUGUCAUCCAACCUGAGUCACUUUUACCCAGGCCUCAU